UGAGCCGGGAGGGAUGGAGGGUAGCAUCCACCUGAGUGGUUUGAUUAGUCGGCACGACGAUGAAGCCACGAGAACAUCAACCUCGGAGGGACUGGAAGAGGGGGAGGUGGAGGGGGAGACCCUAUUGAUUGUGGAGUCGGAGGACCAGGCGUCCGUGGACUUGUCUCACGACCAUAGCGGGGACUCCCUCAACAGUGACGAAGGGGAUGUGUCGUGGAUGGAGGAGCAGCUGUCCUACUUCUGCGACAAGUGCCAGAAGUGGAUCCCGGCCAGUCAGCUGAGGGAACAGCUCAGUUACCUUAAGGGCGAUAAUUUUUUUAGGUUUACCUGUUCUGAUUGCUCAGAAGAUGGCAAGGAGCAGUAUGAGAGGCUGAAGCUGACAUGGCAGCAAGUGGUCGUGCUGGCGAUGUACAACUUGUCCCUGGAAGGCAGCGGGAGGCAGGGCUAUUUCCGGUGGAAGGAAGACAUCUGCGCCUUUAUUGAGAAACACUGGACUUUUCUACUAGGAAAUAGGAAGAAGACUUCCACCUGGUGGAGCACAGUCGCCGGCUGCCUCAGCGUGGGGAGCCCCAUGUACUUCCGCUCGGGAGCUCAGGAGUUCGGAGAACCAGGAUGGUGGAAGCUUGUCCACAACAGGCCCCCAACCCUGAAACCCGAGGGAGAUAAGCUGUCUGCCUCCUCUCUGAAAGUGAAAGCAGCCUCCAAACCAACUUUAGAUCCCAUCAUCACUGUUGAGGGACUUAGAAAGCGAGCGAGUCGGAAUCCUGUGGAAUCUGCCAUGGAACUGAAAGAGAAAAGGUCUCGGACUCAGGAAGCCAAGGAUAUCAGGAGAGCCCAGAAGGAGGCGGCUGGCUUUGCUGACCGGAGCAGCUCUUCCACGCCUGUCAAGUUCAUCAGCCGAGGCCGCAGGCCCGAUGUGAUUCUCGAGAAAGGAGAAGUCAUCGACUUUUCAUCCCUGAGCUCCUCGGACCGCACUCCACUCACAAGCCCAUCACCCUCGCCAUCCCUGGACUUCUCCGCCCCAGGAACCCCAGCUUCUCACUCAGCCACACCCAGCCUGCUUUCGGAAGCCGACCUCAUUCCAGAUGUGAUGCCGCCACAGGCCUUGUUUCAUGAUGACGAUGAGAUGGAAGGAGACGGUGUCAUAGACCCUGGGAUGGAGUACGUCCCGCCCCCUGCCGGCGCAGCCACCUCAGGGACAGGGCUCGGGGGCAGAAAGAAGGUCAGGGCCCCCGAGCAGAUCAAGCAGGAGGUGGAGAGUGAGGAGGAAAAGCCUGACAGGAUGGACAUUGACAGUGAGGACACAGACUCCAACACGUCCUUGCAGACGAGGGCUCGAGAGAAGAGGAAACCUGUGCUGGAGAAGGACCGGAAGCUCAAGGGGCCCAAGUUCACCCCUGUGAGCAUCUAUGAGGAGAAGCUGCUCCUCAGGCGGCUGGAGGCCUGUCCUGGGGCCGUGGCCAUGACCCCUGAGGCCCGGCGGCUGAAGCGGAAGCUGAUCGUCCGGCAAGCAAAGAGGGACCGGGGGCUGCCGCUCUUUGACCUGGACCAGGUCGUGAACGCUGCGCUCCUGUUAGUGGACGGAAUUUACGGAGCCAAAGAUGGAGGAGUUUCCAGGCUUCCGGCUGGACAGGCCACGUACAGGACGACCUGUCAGGACUUUAGAAUCCUUGACCGGUACCAGACUGCCUUGCCAUCCAGGAAAGGAUUCCGGCACCAGAGCACAAAGUUUCUGUACCGUUUGGUGGGAUCGGAAGAUAUGGCUGUGGACCAGAGCAUCGUCAGCCCAUACACGUCUCGGAUCCUGAAACCCUACAUCAGGCGUGAUUAUGAAACAAAGCCACCCAAAUUGCAGCUGCUCUCCCAGAUCCGCUCCCACCUGCACAGGGGGGACCCGCACUGGACGCCAGAGCCAGACGCCCCUCUUGAUUACUGCUAUGUCCGGCCAAAUCACAUCCCAACCAUAAACUCCAUGUGUCAGGAGUUCUUCUGGCCUGGCGUCGACCUGUCCGAGUGCCUGCAGUACCCUGACUUCAGCGUCGUCGUCCUCUAUAAGAAAGUCAUCAUUGCCUUCGGCUUCAUGGUCCCUGACGUGAAGUACAACGAAGCUUAUAUUUCGUUUCUGUUUGUCCAUCCUGACUGGAGGAGAGCGGGGAUCGCGACUUUCAUGAUUUAUCAUCUGAUUCAGACCUGCAUGGGCAAGGACGUGACCCUGCACGUCUCCGCCAGCAACCCUGCCAUGCUGCUCUACCAGAAGUUCGGGUUCAAGACGGAAGAGUACGUCUUAGACUUUUAUGACAAGUAUUACCCCCUGGAGAGCACGGAGUGUAAGCACGCGUUCUUUCUGCGUCUGCGACGCUGACGUGAGCGCGGCUCCUCACGGGACACACGCGCUUGGAGGAGAGGGCUGACGUGAGCGCGGCUCUUCACGGGAUGCACGCUUGGAGGAGAGGGCUGACGUGAGCGCGGCUCCUCACGGGACACACGCGCUUGGAGGAGAGGGCUGACGUGAGCGCGGCUCUUCACGGGAUGCACGCUUGGAGGAGAGGGCUGACGUGAGCGCGGCUCCUCACGGGACACACGCGCUUGGAGGAGAGGGCUGACGCGGCUCCUCACGGCGCGCGCGCUUGGAGGAGAGGGCUGACGUGAGCGCGGCUCCUCACGGGAUGCACGCUUGGAGGAGAGGGCUGACGUGAGCGCGGCUCCUCACGGGAUGCACGCUUGGAGGAGAGGGCUGACGUGAGCGCGGGUCACCCAAGACUGCCAGGUGUGCCGACCUUCAGCCGAGAGCGCGUUGAGCCAGAAAGGCCUGAGCUGAUGUUCCUGAGGAGAGAAGUUCUGUCCCAUUUAAAGUGAGCAGGGUGAUUGUAGUCCAAGAUCCUUGCUGUGUCCACUAGGCCCUGCGCCGUCCUGGUGACGACCACAUGCUGACUCAGCCUGUCCCAACCCGGCUGUGCUGUCCCCAGAGCGGGGCAUGCGCUGACUUUGGUUACAGUGUCUUGUGUGAGAUGUCACCUGACCUUUCUCCUGUGAGCAUGUCCGGCUGGGGCCCUGGCCUGGAAGGCGAGAGCUGUUCUCCUGUCCUGUCAAGUGAGGUCAGUUUGGGGCUGGAGGAGCUGGGCAGCCUGCUGUUUCAUUGUGCCCCUGACGGAGGUGUGCGGUGGUGGAGGGGUCAGCCGUGGACAGACACACCUCGCAUCUGCCGGCCGAGGCUGUUCGCUGGCUUGUGGAGAGUGGAAGUGGACCAUCAGUCAGGUGCUUUUGGAUUUAGUAGAGAUGUUUCCCACAGUAUCAAAUGUUCUCAAAUAAAAUAUCUUUU
Messenger RNA from Budorcas taxicolor (takin), 3319 nucleotides. RefSeq names its product lysine acetyltransferase 14 (gene KAT14). The transcript is spliced from 10 exons. Gene Ontology annotation, molecular function: acyltransferase activity, transferring groups other than amino-acyl groups. The record is from RefSeq and is a predicted model, not a curated record. NCBI's taxonomy places the organism in Eukaryota, Metazoa, Chordata, Mammalia, Artiodactyla, Bovidae. Bases 14 to 2362 code for a protein of 782 amino acids.